Messenger RNA from Diceros bicornis minor, 3286 nucleotides. RefSeq names its product sperm associated antigen 6 (gene SPAG6). The transcript is spliced from 11 exons. Gene Ontology annotation, biological process: sperm axoneme assembly; filopodium assembly; epithelial cilium movement involved in extracellular fluid movement. Gene Ontology annotation, molecular function: microtubule binding. Gene Ontology annotation, cellular component: microtubule cytoskeleton; acrosomal vesicle; sperm principal piece. Bases 20 to 1549 code for a protein of 509 amino acids. The record is from RefSeq and is a predicted model, not a curated record. NCBI's taxonomy places the organism in Eukaryota, Metazoa, Chordata, Mammalia, Perissodactyla, Rhinocerotidae.
CGGGCGCGGGGCGGGCGCCAUGAGUCAGAGGCAGGUGCUGCAAGUGUUCGAGCAGUACCAGAAAGCCCGGACCCAGUUCGUGCAGAUGGUGGCGGAGCUGGCGACCAGACCCCAGAACAUCGAGACGCUGCAGAACGCGGGUGUAAUGUCUUUGCUGAGGCCUCUUCUCUUGGAUGUGGUCCCGACAAUUCAACAGACGGCCGCUCUGGCUCUUGGGAGACUGGCUAAUUAUAAUGAUGACCUGGCAGAAGCAGUUGUGAAGGGUGACAUUCUGCCACAGCUUGUCUAUUCAUUGGCAGAACAGAAUCGUUUUUACAAGAAAGCAGCUGCCUUUGUGCUACGAGCAGUUGGUAAACACUCUCCUCAGCUAGCUCAAGCAAUAAUAGAUUGUGGAGCGCUGGAUACGCUGGUGAUAUGCUUGGAAGAUUUUGACCCUGGAGUCAAGGAGGCUGCAGCCUGGGCACUUGGAUAUAUUGCAAGACAUAAUGCAGAACUGUCACAAGCUGUGGUGGAUGCGGGAGCGGUUCCCCUUUUAGUACUCUGUAUCCAGGAGCCAGAAAUUGCUUUGAGAAGGAUUGCUGCUUCGGCCCUCAGUGAUAUUUCAAAGCAUUCUCCAGAGUUAGCGCAGACGGUGGUGGAUGCAGGAGCUACUGCUCACUUAGCCCAGAUGAUCCUGAACCCUGAUGCUAAAUUGAAGCGUCAGAUCCUUUCAGCUCUCAGUCAGAUUGCAAAACAUUCUAUAGAUCUGGCAGAAAUGGUGGUUGAAGCAGAGAUUUUUCCACUUGUACUCACCUGUCUGAAGGACAAAGAUGAAUAUGUGAAGAAAAAUGCUUCUACUUUAAUUAGAGAGAUUGCAAAACACACACCUGAGCUGUCGCAGUUGAUAGUUAACGCGGGAGGAGUUGCUGCCGUGAUUGACUGCAUUGGGUCCUGCAAGGGAAAUAUAAGGCUGCCUGGCAUCAUGAUGCUUGGUUAUGUAGCGGCUCAUUCUGCAAACCUGGCGAUGGCGGUGAUCAUUUCCAAGGGUGUGCCCCAGUUGUCAGUCUGCCUGUCGGAAGAACCAGAAGAUCACAUUAAGGCCGCUGCGGCUUGGGCCUUGGGACAGAUUGGGAAACACACUCCGGAGCAUGCACGGGCUGUCGCGGUCACAAAUACUUUGCCGGUGCUGCUUUCUCUGUACAUGUCAACAGAAAGUUCUGAGGAUCUGCAAGUAAAAAGUAAAAAAGCCAUAAAAAGUAUCCUACAAAAAUGCACCUAUUUACCAGCCCUUGAGCCAUUUCUGUAUGAUGCUCCUCCCAAUAUUUUGAAGCAUGUGAUUGGACAGUUCAGUAAGGUGCUGCCACAUGACAGCAAAGCUCGACGACUUUUUGUAACAAGUGGUGGACUUAAAAAGCUUCAAGAGAUAAAAGCAGAACCUGGAUCUCUCCUUCAAGAAUACAUCAACAUUAUUAACAACUGUUACCCAGAGGAAAUAGUAAGGUAUUAUUCCCCUGGAUAUUCAGAGACACUUCUGCAGAGGGUGGACAGUUAUCAACCACUUACUAACUAAGCAAAGUUAUACUCGAAUUCACAGCAGAGUAUUUUUGAAUAAAAGUUGUUAAAGCUCUUUUUAAAUAUUUGAACUAAGUACAUUCUAGUGUGAAAUACCUUUGGAUAAUAUUUUCUAAAUUAAUGUAAUCCUUUAAAAAUUAGUGGCUUGAAUAUAUGAGGAAUUAUUCAUGGUCAUUUGCAUAGGAUUUGCUCUAAAGGUAGAUUUAAAAAAGACAUUAAAAGGUUUAAGGCAUUUGUUAUUGUUCUAUUAAAAACCAUACACACACACCCCUCCAACUAGAUAUAGAUGAAGGAUGGUUCAAAAACUCUUAGUUAUUUUGGCCAAUUCCUCAUAGGCAUAGGCAAGGAAAACUGGCCUUGCAAAUUCCACAGUAGGAUAUAGAAGGAAACAGUUGAAAGAGGAAACUGAUGACAGAAAUACAGGACACUUGAAAGAGACUCUGAUGCUGGUCACAUAAUUCAUUAACCUACACUUGGAAUCUGUGGGUAACCUGUCAGGUUUUCCUAAAAACUUAGGAAGCUCUCCUCUUCAUCCCAAGUUUUCUAAGCUCUUUUCUCACCUUACCUAACCAAUUCUUACCUUUCAUGGGGCUGGCUAGGGUAGAGGUCAAUAUUAAGCAUUAUACCGCUGCAGAUAUGCUUUCCAUUUUCAUUGCACGUUUUCUUAGUCUAGCUCUGCUCAUGAAUAAACAAGGAAGCAGGCGUGUAAAAUGGGUCCUCAGUAUUCCCUUGUCCUAGCUUCACUUUCCCAAGUUUCAAAAGUCACAUUUUCAGAGAUUUAAGGAAUAAUUUGAAAAUAAUACCAUGAGGCGCACACCUUAUAUGCAUUUUCACUUAGAGAGGUGAAAGUGGGUGAGUGGGAGUUUCAGUAAAACUUUACAAAAAAACUGCAUUAGAAUUGUCCUUUUCAUUUUUCCUUUCUAGUGUGUUUCUGACCUUGGGAAUAUGUGAUUAGACUUAGGAGUCUUGGUUAGUUGGCAUGUGUGUCUUUUGAUCUAAAGUUACAUUACUUAGAGUGAUCUCCCUGGGGGCCUGGAGAGGACAUGAAUGAUAACCAGGGAGACUCUAGGCCACAGUGUUUCCAAUCUGGCCGGCUUUCAGGUUUCUUUCUCAGACUCUUAUUUCUUUUUUCUCAAAAGGAACCUACCCAUUUAUUUUUGGUAUUUUCUGGAUUCAUCUCUGUCAUCAUUUCCUAAUACUGCAUACUUUGUUGCAUCUUUUUAAACUUCAUCAUACCCAAGAUUGUCCCAUUUCUUUUUGACUUAUAUCAGUCUAGGAUUGCUUGCAAUUUGACUUUUUAAUACUUUCUCUGGCCUAUUUUGUUUCCUUGCAGUAAUUUCUUUGAUUCAUUGCAUAAGAAAAUGUCAUUUCUAGUCUCAGUUUUGUAGCUUUUCUUUCUCUCCUUCCUACCUGCCCAGCUUCUCUUAUGAACCCUUUAACAAUUUGAGAAAAUACAGAUAGUUUCAUCUUUCUUCAUGAAACCAUUUUUCUUUCAUGACCAUGUUGGUAAUGACAGAAACUAGUCUAUCUGGGAUAAAACCUCCCUGGAUAUUAUGGGAAUGGUCAAUUUCCUAUUAUGUAUUUCUUGCCAUUGUAUGUUGAAGUUUUUCACUUUACACGUCAUUUCAUGCUCAUCAAAUAGUAUUAAACUAAGAAAGGAAUAAAAUAUUAGUAUUUGGAUGGGUGUUAUAAUUUGAUCAUAUGCAAUUUGGAAAAUUUAUGCUAUGAAAUGUUU